AUGUGGACGGGAGUAAGAUAUCCAAAGAUAACUCAAGCAGAAUACCAUGAGUUUCACUCGGUGGAUAGGGAACUAUAUGCAACACUCGUAUAUGAUCUUUGGCGCGAUCCCAUUGAAGCGAUACAAAUGAUGGCCAUUUGGAUAUGGUUAGAAAGGGUGAUCAUGGAUUCACCUGCCCUGACUCGGAUGAUUCUAACUAAUUUCUCUUCUCAAUGGAUUGAUCAAAUCGGAGAUGAAGCAUUAUUAUGUUGGGACAACCUAGGUCUUUUAUUUUCUUCUUCAUCCAUGGAUUUCCCUUUGACAAAUAAACUACUUAAGAAAGAAAUGCCUAUCGAGUUCUUUUGCAAAAAUCGUGAGGCUUCCAUUGUUGGUAUCAAUGAAGUGAUAACUAAUGUUUGUGCUACUUGCCUUAAGGACAUAUGGGAUGGAGCCAUAGCAAGAAAUGCCUACAUGGAGUUUCUUCAAUGUAUGACUAACCAUGAGACGAUGGUUGUACCGCGAAAGACCAAAAUAAUCCAACCGGAUGAAAGGACUUUAUUCGUGACCUUUUCAAGAGGAUACCCGGUCUUAGAGUGGGAAGUAAGGGAGUUCUUGACUCAAAUUUUUGGCGAAUGCAUUGAGGCAUUUUACAUGCAAGAAGUACCUAAAGGUGAACAUGCUUUAUUUGCAAAGAUUGUGCUCUAUCAUACUUCCUACAUUCAUGCGAUUCUUUGUGAUGGAACAACGGCAAAGUUUACCAUCAAUGGUAAACCUUUGUGGAUGCGAAAGUUCAUUCCCAAACGUCAACGACGAUGA
Erigeron canadensis is the source of this 795-nucleotide messenger RNA. RefSeq lists its product as uncharacterized. The transcript has a single exon. The record is from RefSeq and is a predicted model, not a curated record. Lineage: Eukaryota; Viridiplantae; Streptophyta; Magnoliopsida; Asterales; Asteraceae. Bases 1 to 795 code for a protein of 264 amino acids.